Messenger RNA from Marasmius oreades (fairy-ring Marasmius), 696 nucleotides. RefSeq lists its product as uncharacterized. The transcript is spliced from 3 exons. Lineage: Eukaryota; Fungi; Basidiomycota; Agaricomycetes; Agaricales; Marasmiaceae. Gene Ontology annotation, biological process: phospholipid biosynthetic process. Gene Ontology annotation, molecular function: phosphotransferase activity, for other substituted phosphate groups. The record is from RefSeq and is a predicted model, not a curated record. Gene Ontology annotation, cellular component: membrane. Bases 1 to 696 code for a protein of 231 amino acids.
AUGAAUCAACGAAAACCGUCCACGAGUUCAGGCAAUGCUCUUCAACAAUACCAGGAGACCGAUGGACAUUUUUCUCUUGUCAGAAACUUUCGACUAGCUGACUUAGUGACAAUAAUGAACGGUGUCUGUGGAUCCUUUUCGAUAUUUUCCUCGGCACGCUAUCUCCUCAACAACGACCCCGAUUACCUUUGGAGCGCUCUGGUCUUCCCCCUAGCGGGCCUAAUGUUCGACUUUCUGGACGGAAAGGUUGCGAGAUGGAGGAACUCCAGUAGUCUUUUGGGACAGGAACUGGACAGCUUGGCAGACUUGAUCUCGUUUGGAGUCGCUCCCUCCCUGUUGGCAUUUACUGUCGGACUCAGAACAUACCUGGAUACGGUAGUCCUCACCGCCUUUGUAUGUUGCGGAUUAGCCAGACUUGCACGCUUCAAUGCUACUGUCGCCCUCGUUCCAAAGGAUGCGACCGGCCGGGCGAAGUACUUUGAAGGGUUGCCAAUCCCAUCAUCUUUAGUGUUGGUGGGCCUUCUCGCCUUCUGGACGAAGAUGGGAUGGAUAGAAGGACAACAAGGUAUUCCUGGUGGCACGGUCACGUUAUGGGGAGAAUCGGGUGGCAGAGGAGAGAUUCACGUUGUCUCCGUCGUAUUCGGGUGUUGGGCCGCUGCAAUGGUCAGUAAGACCUUGCGGAUACGCAAGCUGUGA